UUGGUUAAACUCGAUAAUUGAUGAGACUUGUUUUGAAACGUAUAAAAAUAACAUAUGACGAUUGUACGGAGUUGUGUGCAUUAUUCUAGUGUGCAAGCGAAACCAAUUGAUUCGCUAGUACGCAAAUAUAACGGCUGGGUGGAAAAGAAGCCGGAUGGAGCGGGGCUUGGGAAAAAAUAAGCAAGGAUAACGAGCUGAAUGACGAUUGUUUAUUGAAAUAAUAUCCCAUUAGCUAGCGGUGGCCAAUAUUUGGCAUAUGUAUAUAAUGGGAAAAGAACGUAGACUUGCGCGGGAGCAAGUAUACCCCGUGCUUUUGCGUGGCAGCUGUUUCAGUGCAUGAACGCUGAAGGCUGCGCACAUCGUUACCCAGUCCGUGGCUUAUACGUUAGUCGGUCGUGAAGCAUCGAUCGGAGAAACAAGAGGUGCACGCGUCGAUCGGUUUCGAACGAGGAACGUGAGGGAGCGUGAAAGAACGUGAGAAAUUGAGUGAAAAGAGGGAAGAGGAAAAGAAAGAAGGAGGAAAAGGAGGAAAGAAAAAGAGAAAAAGGGAGAAAGAUCUGGCGAAGAAUUUCGGUAAUCACAGCGGGAAAUUGGAAGAGAUCGUUCGAUCGAUCUCGUUUCGAAGCAACGACGGGAACGAAAUCGACAGUCGGACGUGGUUCGGAUCGCUGAGCGCGAUCGUUUACCUGUGAACCGGCAACGAAUCGGUGCUUGCGGUCAAUGAAGUCACGUAAGAGCCGCGAGAAAAGCCAAGUCGAUACGUCGUGCCGUGGAAAGAGAUCCUCCUUGAGACGAAGGGAUUGACACGACAGCCCAGGCCCGAACACAUCUCCCCCUUUAUCGCGAAACCGUUCGUUGCGGUGUGUCAGUGCUAACAGCUGCCAAAGAUGCAACGGCAAGAGGGCGAACUUGAAGAACUCGGGGGCAUUUUAGGGGGUUCCACCGCCGGUGCCCUUGCCCUUGGCGGCAGGCACAAGCCGGAGGAGCUUUCCACAUUGGCGGCCAACACCAGAUUCUCGAGGAAGGAAAUACAGCUUAUCUAUCGCGGUUUUAAGCAGGAGUGUCCCACGGGCCUCGUCGACGAGGAAGCUUUUAAACAGAUCUUCUCACAGUUCUUCCCCCAAGGUGACGCUAGCCAGUAUGCUCAUUAUGUCUUCAACACUAUGAAGAGGAAACCGUCUGGAAAGAUAAGCUUUGAAGAAUUCUUGACUAUUUUGUCGAAAGUUUCGAGAGGAUCGGUAGAGGAAAAGCUGCAAUGGAUAUUUGGACUUUACGAUCUGGACGGUGAUGGAUUGAUCAGUAAAGAGGAAAUGUUGGAUGUUGUUGGUUCGAUUUAUGAGAUGUUGGGCCGUUACACUCAGCCACAAAUAGUCGAGCCGCAUUUGGCGGCUCGGGAACAUGUCGAUCGUAUUUUUCACUUAAUGGACGCGAACAAAGAUGGCGUGGUGACAAUCGAAGAACUAGUACAAUGGUGUUCCAAGGACGAACAACUUUUGCGAAGUCUCGACACGCUUGAUACCGUCUUAUGAGAUCUUUAUAAUUAUUUUAUAAUCCUCACUCCAAAUUCCCAAGACUCUCGAAUCCCCCUUAAAAUUGUAAUGCAACGUUCGAACGAGUUCUGUCAGUAAGUUUCUAGAAAUUCGACUAUUUGGUCGUAUCGUUUAAUAUUUAAUACUUUGUGAAAGGAAUUGAAUUUCGAUUGAAAUUACUAGUUCGACUUCAUCGAACGUUGCUUGUAAAUAUGUACUUAUCCUACCUACCCAGUCUUUCAAGCGUGCUAUUGAAUGCAUGAUGAAAUUAACAGUAUUAUCCCCGAAUAGAAUUCCUUCUUACAUCUUCCUGCAUGUGCUAAUCCUUGUGCGACUAACAAUUGCGCGACUAUGACUUUAUUUUUAAUUUAAGAAAAAUAUUUCAGCUAUAAAAGAAGAAGAUGAAUUUGUGCUACACAUAAUUUUGAUUUCGGCAUCAAAAAAUAUUAUAUCUUGUAUCGUCUUGAAGGAUGAGAAUAUCUUUCAUUAAAAUUUUAACGGUACGAAUUUAAUAAUUCAGAGCAAGUUAUCGAGCGGUUAUUGUACGUACAAUACAGAAUUGUUUAGGUAAGAUCGAUGCGAUGGGAACAAAUCAAUCUCCAGAUUCGUUAAAACGGAGACUGAACUCUAUAUUUAAACGUAACAUCUAAACUUUAAGAAAACUUUAAGAAUUUUAUCAAAUUAUGCUAUAACGUUUUUCCGUAAAAUUCACAAAGCGAUCUAAUAUUUCUUAACUUCUAUAUCUCCUCUAAACUUCUAUUUUCACGAGUUAAGAAAUAUUCUGUACUCCUUUAAAUAAUUUCACGGUGCACGUACGAAGCAGUUUUACUUUUUCACGAUCGUUCAAUUUUCUCUGAUUAAACAAACAAAAUGUAAACGUACUUGAUAACCAUUACUGUGGUUAAGUACGAUUAAAAAAGUAUUUUCAAAGAGCUUCGAUUAUUAUCCAUCGUUUGGGUCAUUUUGUUAUCUUGCAGCGAAUAUAAUUAUAAGAUUAUUAAUUAAAAAUUUAUUCGAAACUUUUACAUUCCAAAAUUUAAAUAUAGCUUACAAAAUAAUAAAGCGUUCAAGAAAUUCGUAGAGAGAAUUUAUUCAAAGUUUGUUCAAGAUUGUUAAAUUCAAGUAUAUGCGAAUAACAUUUGACAAUCGUUUUAGCUCUUGUAUGAAUCAAUAUAAAAGUUUUCUUCGAUCUUCCUGCUAUAUUCUUGAAUAUUUCCAGAUUCUUCAUUCAUGUUAGGAAAUAUGGCAAGAAAAUAUGCAAAAGUUCAAACGUAUUUAACGCUAUAAUAAGUUAAAAGAUUCGCAUAUAUUAUAGAUCAUAGAUUUUACAAUACCUUCAAAGACCCAUGUACGAUGGAACAUAUAUAGUUAGUAACCCAAUAAUAGCGUAUCGUAGUACCCUCGACCAAUCAAGAGAAACGUGAUCCUCUAAGAUCGACGCCUCGUGUGAUUCUCUCGUACCUUAUUACAUUUAUUAUUACUAUCGCAUAAAAAAUAUUGUUAUUAAUAUUGUAAUUACUAUCAACUACUUAUUACUUGUCUUCUAUCAAAUUGAAGCAAGGUAUUGCGCUCGCAAUAAUGAAAAUUAUUGGCGCAUAUUCGAGAUAUUCUAAAUCUUAUGUGUACAAAUAUCAUCGAAUUUGUUGAAUUUCUCAAGUUUAUUAAAAUAUCCAUAUUAUAUUUGAAAA
Messenger RNA from Apis mellifera (honey bee), 3217 nucleotides. Its product is annotated as Kv channel-interacting protein 2. The coding region runs from base 888 to 1529 and encodes 213 amino acids. Gene Ontology annotation, molecular function: calcium ion binding. The transcript has 6 exons. The record is from RefSeq and is a predicted model, not a curated record. NCBI's taxonomy places the organism in Eukaryota, Metazoa, Arthropoda, Insecta, Hymenoptera, Apidae.